Messenger RNA from Carassius gibelio (silver crucian carp), 892 nucleotides. RefSeq lists its product as uncharacterized. NCBI's taxonomy places the organism in Eukaryota, Metazoa, Chordata, Actinopteri, Cypriniformes, Cyprinidae. The transcript has a single exon. The record is from RefSeq and is a predicted model, not a curated record. Bases 16 to 879 code for a protein of 287 amino acids.
CAAGCACGGUGAGUAAUGGCUUCUCCUACAAUAGUUAUUUGCACCUCUUGCCACAUGUACAGUUUAUCUAUCUCUGUCGCUGAUGAGGGAUUCACAUGUGAUAAAUGCAGGGAAACAGUUAGGCUGACAGAGAAGAUUUCAGAAUUAGAGACACGCAUCCAAACUUUAAUUGAGGACAGUAAGAAUGUUAGGGCUCUAGAUAUGGCUUUGGAUGCGUCUAGCUCAGGGAUUCCUGUACAUUGUCCGGUUCCAGCAGAGCCCCUGCAGCAGGGCAACUGGGUGACGGUGAGGCAGCGUAGUCGUGGGUCAAAACACCGCUCUUCUGUUCCGAUCAAAACAUUAAACAGGUUCUCCCCACUCAGUGAUGCACCCACUGAGAAACCUGAUGAAAGUGCUCUAGUUAUUGGCGAUUCUAUUGUACGGAACGUGAAUAUAGAGACACCAGCCACCAUAGUCAAAUGUUUACCGGGAGCCAGAGCGCCUGACAUCUUGGCAAAUUUAAAAGUGCUGGCUAAUGCUAAACGUAAAUACAGUAAGAUUGUUAUUCAUGCCGGCGCUAAUGAUGUUCGACUUCGCCAGUCGGAGAUCACUAAAAAUAACUUUAAAGAGGUGUGUGAACUUGCAAGCACGAUGUCAGACACUGUAAUAUGCUCUGGUCCCCUGCCUGCUUACCGUGGUGACGAGAUGCAUAGCAGAUUGUCAUCACUCAAUGGCUGGAUGUCUAAGUGGUGCCCACAGAAUAACAUAGGUUAUAUAGACAAUUGGACGAGCUUUUGGGGCAGACCUGACCUGUUUAAAAGAGAUGGUCUUCAUCCCUCCUGGGGUGGCGCCACUCUUCUGUCUAGAAAUAUGGCAAAUAGUCUUAGUGUUUAUCCUUGACUAACUGGGGCCC